Messenger RNA from Rhizopus microsporus ATCC 52813, 1196 nucleotides. RefSeq names its product Mak16 protein. The transcript has 5 exons. The record is from RefSeq and is a predicted model, not a curated record. Gene Ontology annotation, cellular component: nucleolus; preribosome, large subunit precursor. Gene Ontology annotation, biological process: maturation of 5.8S rRNA; maturation of LSU-rRNA. Lineage: Eukaryota; Fungi; Mucoromycota; Mucoromycetes; Mucorales; Rhizopodaceae. The coding region runs from base 84 to 860 and encodes 258 amino acids.
AAUCAGGUUCCAAAAAAAAAAGGCUUUCUCUUUUUCAUAUAUUGACAUAUACCUUUUUUUUUUUCUGUUUUUCUGUUUAAAAAAUGCAAUCAGACGAAGUCAUCUGGCAGGUUAUUAACCACCAAUUCUGUUCGUAUAAAGUCAAAACACCUACUACGAACUUUUGUCGUAAUCAAUACAAUGUCACUGGUCUCUGUAAUCGACAGUCUUGUCCUUUAGCAAAUAGUAGAUAUGCAACAGUAAGAGAAGAGAAGGGUAUAGUUUAUUUAUACAUGAAGACACCUGAACGAGCGCAUUCACCUGCGAAAAUGUGGGAAAGAAAGAAGCUCUCUAAAAAUUAUGCUCAAGCUUUGAGUCAGAUUGAUAAGGAGCUGCAAUAUUGGCCAAACUUCUUAUCACACAAAUGCAAGCAACGUCUGACCAAGAUCACCCAAUAUCUUAUUCGUAUGCGUAAACUGAAACUGAAAGAAAAUGAUCGACCUCAACUUAUCGGUAUCAAAAAGAAAUUGGAACGUCGUGAAGCAAAUCGUGAACGCAAAGCAGAGGCAGCUGCACGAAUAGAAAAAUCUAUCGAGAAAGAAUUGAUUGACCGACUAAAGAGUAAAGCUUACGGUGAUGCUCCAUUAAAUGUCAAUGAAGAAAUCUGGCAAAAGAUAUUGGAUGAAGAACUUGAGGAUGCAGAGGAAGAUGAGUCUGAUGAAGAUGAUGAGAAUGAAGAAGAGGAAGAAGAAGAAGAAGACGAGGAUGUUGAAUUUGUCUCUGACUUUGAUGAGUCUGAUGUUGGAGAUAUUGAAGAUAUGGAAGAUGGAUUCGAAUGGGAACAAGAACAAGAAGAAGAGAAUGUUGGAUAUACAAACUAGAUAAUAAACAUGUAUAAUAAAAAAACUAAAAAGUACAUAUCACACUAUAUCUACGCAUAUGGCACAAUCUUCUCCCUCUCUCUUUCUAUCUCUUCGUAGCAAAGUUAAUGAUUCACUGACCUUUCCUUAGAACAAAAUAGACUGUAGUAUAUUCCACAUUUGCAAUUUAAAAAAAAAAAAUGAUAAAAUGAACUUUAUCUUUUUAUUGAUGUACAGUGCUCACGGCACCAAUUCGCGUCAACCUAAAAAUCAAUUAGCGUAGUUCUUACUCAAUGCAUGUUUUUUAUUAUAAUAAAGCAAUCGUAUAGUUGUCGAAAUGGAGACGAAAGAUGUGGU